Labeo rohita (rohu) is the source of this 2240-nucleotide messenger RNA. It is a transcript of the gene mapre3b, whose product is annotated as microtubule-associated protein, RP/EB family, member 3b. NCBI's taxonomy places the organism in Eukaryota, Metazoa, Chordata, Actinopteri, Cypriniformes, Cyprinidae. Gene Ontology annotation, biological process: regulation of microtubule polymerization or depolymerization; protein localization to microtubule plus-end; spindle assembly. Gene Ontology annotation, cellular component: spindle midzone; microtubule plus-end; cytoplasmic microtubule. The transcript is spliced from 8 exons. Bases 240 to 1076 code for a protein of 278 amino acids. The record is from RefSeq and is a predicted model, not a curated record. Gene Ontology annotation, molecular function: microtubule plus-end binding.
GUGCGCGCACGCUUCCGGCUCGAGUGACGCAUGCGUGCCGACGGGGCGCGUUCAGGACGGUGGUUGGUGGGCGCGCGUAUUGCGCGCUGCGUUUCCAGAGACGCUGAUUACGGGAGAGAGACUGCGCACUGCAAACACCAGCGGGACAGAUUUACCACAACCGACACUGUUCUGUAGGGAGCAGAAGCCCAGAGGAGAGUUAGUGUACUACAGUGACGUCCACCUGCUGACGUUGUGGGAUGGCGGUAAACGUUUACUCCACGUCCAUGACCAUCGAGAACCUGAGCAGACAUGACAUGCUGGCUUGGGUCAACGACUCUCUGCAGCUCACCUACACCAAGAUCGAGCAGCUGUGCUCAGGUGUGGCGUACUGUCAGUUCAUGGACAUGCUGUUCCCCGGCUGUAUCCUGCUGAAGAGGGUCAAGUUCCAGGCCAAACUGGAGCACGAGUACAUAAACAACUUCAAAGUGCUGCAGACGGCCUUCAAGAGGAUGAACGUGGACAAGAUCAUUCCCGUGGAGAGGCUCGUCAAAGGGAAGUUUCAGGACAACUUCGAGUUCCUUCAGUGGUUUAAGAAGUUCUUCGACGCCAACUACGACGGGAAGGAGUACGACCCUCAGUUAGCGCGACAGGGCCACGACGUCACGCCUCCGCCCAACCCAGGUGAAGUCACUUUCCACAAAACCAAGAGCCCUCCCAGAGCAGCAGGACCCCAGCGGACGUCGCCGACGGCACCCAAAACUAUGCCCGCCCCCCAGCGCGCCAUAAGCUCCACCCCCUCGACCGGAACACGGCGGAACCCGCCAAUGUCACGGAACGGAGGCGGCGACGCCGAGAUCAUGGAGCUCAACCAGCAGCUGAUGGACCUGAAACUGACGGUGGACGGUUUGGAGAAAGAGAGAGACUUUUACUUUGGCAAACUCAGAGACAUUGAGCUGAUCUGUCAGGAGCACGAGAGCGACAGCAACCCCAUCCUCGGCAAAAUCAUCAACAUCCUGUACGCCACAGAGGAUGGUUUUGCGCCUCCGGAGGACGAUGAGGUUGACGAACAGCCACGGGACCAGGAUGAAUACUGAUCCUCUCACUCUCUCACUCUCUUCAUCCUCUCUGCCUGCCCUCCCUCCAUCAUGUCAUCCUCCUUUAUUUCUCUCCCUGUCUUUCACUCCGCCAGCAGACAAUGGGGGCGUGGUCUAAUAGGCUCUUAGAGUGAGUAGGGGUGUGUCUAUGCUAAUGAGGUCUGAGUUGAUGCGGUAAAGCUGAUGUUUUAUUGGCUGUGGGUUUAAUUAGGAGUCCAGACGACUCAGUGAUGAUGAUGAUGAUGAUGAUGAUGAUGCAGUGACACUUUGAAACACACACACACACACACACACUGAUGUAGCCGACACACACCGUCGAGGUUAUGACUAACAGUUUUUCAUUUGGGCUCCAGUCAGCUAAUUUAUUAGAGAGCUUGAAGCUAAUGUCUUUUUUUUUAUUUGAAUCUCUGCCUGUAGAAGGGUUUUUAGUAGCAAUGAACCGAAUCCCAGACAAAGCGCAGGUUAAGGCCCGUUUACUGUCUUGUUCCGUGUCCCUGAUCUCAACACGUUCAGCGUCAGAGCAGAAACACGUGUUAGCACAGUGAAUGGAGUCUCAUGCUGACUUUAUAGAGUUUGUGUGUGUUUAAAUCGUUAUUGAUUCAGUGCAGGUGUGAGAGUUUUAUUUAUUUAUGAAGGAAACCGUCAGACGGCAUGAAUAAGAACAACUAACGUUGAAUAAAUUAAUACGAUGAUGAAAAGAGACGCGGCCAUUGCUAACGGUUAACCGGCUGACAACUGAGUUUUCUAGCUGCUACAUUUUAACUUAACAUUUCAUUCUCAGUCUUUUUGAUUUGAUCGACGGCUCGGUUUUGAUCGGCACGACCCGCCUCGUUAACCCUUUCACCCCUCAUUUGCUGUCACGGCUACUGUGGCCAUGGCGACCGUUUGCAAACAUGCAUCCAUUUGGAGUUUUACUAUGUAAAAUAAAAAUGUGUGCACGGACCGAAAGACGUGUGUCUGCUAGUUUAUUCACACUGUGCAGACAUUAAACACUCACAAGUGGAUACAGUAAUACAGCAGACACUGAAGUCUGAAAGGGUUUAAAGGGUGAUGGAGAUUUAUGUAUAUUCACAUCAUGGAGGGAAAAAAAUAUUUUAUAUAUAUAAAAACUCAUACAUAUAUUUAAAAGCUCAAAUAAAAUAUGGAAAAAUAUGGUCUCCUACA